Saprolegnia parasitica CBS 223.65 is the source of this 695-nucleotide messenger RNA. RefSeq lists its product as hypothetical. The record is from RefSeq and is a predicted model, not a curated record. The coding region runs from base 1 to 591 and encodes 196 amino acids. The transcript is spliced from 6 exons. Lineage: Eukaryota; Oomycota; Saprolegniomycetes; Saprolegniales; Saprolegniaceae.
AUGUACCGUAGUCACAGCGGCGGCAACUCGACGGUCGUCGUUGCCGGCGGCCGCAAGCGACUACACACGACCUUUGCCGACGGCGUCGAGCUCGUGGAAGAGUACACGAAGGAUGGCCCGCCCGAGCUCCUGGUGCGCCGAUGGAAAAACACGACGGCACUCGGCGGCGACGGGCGGUGGGAGUACGAGAUUGGUGAGCCGCUUCCGGCCGAAGGUCGAAGCCGCGACAUUGGCUUGGCCCCAAGCAGCACGCAGCCGACGUUUCUGUGCCGCGAGGCGGCUACGCACUGGGAGUGGCGGGUGCGGAACCUUCCGUACCCGAAAGAGACGUAUGCGAUUGGCAUUGACGACGACGCGCAAACGAUCGUCAUCCGGACGAGCAACAAGAAGUACUUUAAGCGCUUCCAGAUCCCGGCCAUGGUGCGCCAGAGCCAGCGACUGAGCGCGGCGGCGGUCUCGUUCACGCACGACAACAACACUCUCGUCGUCCACUACAAGAAACCGGACGCUGUCAUGGCGGUCGAGCACCAGGAGUUGCGCGAUCGGCUCCACGGCGCUGGGACCUCCGAGCCUCAGUGUCGCCAGCAGUGACACAGUCCAUUGCGUUCGAAGCGCCGACUUGACUGUAGCUCUCUUCCAACACUUGGUUUCAACAUACUGCAUCAUUGUCUUCAAGUGAACUAUCAGAUCUUAGC